Molecule: messenger RNA, 1222 nt
Organism: Cataglyphis hispanica
Lineage: Eukaryota; Metazoa; Arthropoda; Insecta; Hymenoptera; Formicidae
Gene: meigo
Product: solute carrier family 35 member B1
Exons: 2
Coding region: 162-1121 (319 amino acids)
Biological process (GO): UDP-galactose transmembrane transport
Cellular component (GO): Golgi membrane; endoplasmic reticulum membrane
Molecular function (GO): UDP-galactose transmembrane transporter activity; UDP-glucose transmembrane transporter activity
Source: RefSeq, a predicted model, not a curated record
UUUUAUAUGCUAUGUGAUAUAAAUAUCCUAGCCUAUCCUAUUCUGCCCGCCACGCACAAUUUAAUGUUGUGUGCUUGCUCAAAUCAACGAAAACGAUAAUACAUACGUGGAUCGAACGAAACGAUUUUAAUUAUAUGAUAUUACAACCGUAAAAAAAAAAUAUGACCGUCACCAACAAGCAUUCCAAACUGUUUAUAUGCGCGAUCGGUAUAUUUGUGUGUUAUUUCUAUUUCGGCAUGUUGCAAGAGAAAAUCACGCGCGGACAAUACGGCGACAGAGAAAACCGGGAGAAAUUUACAUAUAUGUUCGCACUGGUUUUUGUCCAAUGCUUAGUGAACUAUGUAUUCGCCAAAACUAUUCUACUAACAGUGAUGAAACAGGGCGAGGAUGCUACAUCAACGCUGUAUUACAUCCUAUCAGCUCUAACAUAUCUACUCGCCAUGGUAUGCAGUAACAUGGCAUUGCAAUUUGUCAGUUAUCCAACGCAGGUGAUCGGCAAAGCUGGCAAGCCCAUACCUGUGAUGAUACUCGGCGUGCUAUUAGGGAAAAAAAUAUAUCCAAUUAGAAAGUACAUAUUCAUUCUCUUAAUAGUCAUUGGAGUUGCGUUAUUUAUGUAUAAAGAUGGUAGUGUCUCUAAGAAACAGUCGGAAUCAUAUUUGUCAGUUGGAGAAUUAUUGUUGCUACUAUCACUAACAAUGGAUGGGUUAACGAGCGCAGUGCAGGAACGAAUGAGAGCGGAAUACAAGUCAAAAUCAGGUCAUAUGAUGCUCAACAUGAAUCUCUGGUCUCUUAUUUUUAGUGGCACAGUGAUUGUUAUUUCUGGAGAGCUCUUUGAUUUUAUUCAUUUUCUACAACGAUAUCCCUUUACUAUAUGGCACAUAACAACAUUUUCCAUAGCUGGUGCAUUUGGACAAUAUUUCAUAUUUCUGACAGUAGCUGAAUUUGGUCCGUUACCAUGUUCGAUUAUAACUACUACUAGAAAAUUUUUCACAGUGUUGGGCUCUAUAUUAAUUUUUGGCAAUAAUCUUUCUCCUAGACAAUGGUUAAGUACAUUUAUAGUAUUUUCAGGUUUAUUUUUGGAUGUUAUGUAUGGUAAAGAUAAGAAAAGUACUACAAGAUAAAAUGUGAUUAUUCAAUAUUUAUUUAGGCAAUUGUUUAAACAUAUACUUCCAACCUUUAAGUUAUUUUUUUUGUAUUUAAAACACACACACACACAUAUAUA